Habropoda laboriosa is the source of this 1384-nucleotide messenger RNA. RefSeq names its product telomerase Cajal body protein 1 (gene WDR79). The record is from RefSeq and is a predicted model, not a curated record. Gene Ontology annotation, biological process: Cajal body organization. Gene Ontology annotation, cellular component: Cajal body. NCBI's taxonomy places the organism in Eukaryota, Metazoa, Arthropoda, Insecta, Hymenoptera, Apidae. The transcript is spliced from 5 exons. Gene Ontology annotation, molecular function: protein binding; RNA binding. Bases 41 to 1384 code for a protein of 447 amino acids.
UAUAGGAAGCAUAGUAGUGGAUUAAUGUUUUCAUUUAUCAAUGUCUAAAGAAUAUGAAGAUUCAGAAACAGUUAAAAAACCAAUUGAAACUAUGCCGGAAUCAUUGGAAAAUGAAAUGUCAAUAUCAGAAGAAAUAGUAAAUACUGUAGAACCACAAGAUUUUCCAAAAGAUGAAAUUGUUGAAAAAUUAGAGGAAAACAAUGUAGAGACAUCAUUAAUGAUACAGAACAAUGAAACCUCAAUAGAUGUAGUAAAGGAAAAUGAAGAUAUAAAAGAUACAGAAGUAAUACAUUCUACCAACUGGUCUCAUCACAACUGGAAUAAUCCACCAAAAUUAUUAUGUGAAGCAACUGAAGAAUAUCAACCAACAGAAUCAUAUGAAAAUUUUACAAAGGGAUGUCAAUGGUCUCCAGAUGGAACAUGUUUAUUAGUACCUUCUGAAGAUUUUAGAAUUAGAAUUUAUGAACUUCCUGUAGAAUUAUACUCUCAGAAAAUUCCUUCAAAUUUGCCACUCACAAACUUUCCAGCAGUGGUAACUGCUAAAGAAGGAGGACUUGUAUAUGACACUUGUUGGUAUCCUUUUAUGAAUUCAUGGGAACCUGCAACUUGUUGUUUCUUAAGUACAAGUAGAGAAAGUCCUAUACAUCUAUGGGAUGCUUUUAAUGGUGAAUUACGAGCAACAUAUAGAGCUUAUAAUCAAGUUGAUGAAGUAGAAGCUUCAAUUAGUGUUCAAUUUAUUGACUCAGCCAAAGAAGUAUGGGCUGGCUUUAAAAAUGCUUUAAGAGUUUUUGAUAUGGAACGUCCAGGUCGACAAAUAAAUACUAUUCAAUUUAAGAAAGAUUUUCCAAAUAUAGGAGGAUUAGUUUCCUGUAUUCGAGAAAAUCCAAUUAUGCCAGGAUUAGUUGCUUUUGGUACAUACUCUAAAUGCAUUGGUUUAUAUAGAGAUGGACCAUUAUGUACUUUUAAAACAGGGAGUGGUGUAACUCAAAUUGAAUUUAGUCCUUGUGGGAUGAAAUUAUAUUCAGCGGUUAGACGUACCCAGGAAUUUUUAUGUUGGGAUCUUCGUAAUCCGGGCAAUGUACUGUACUCUUUUCAAGGACGUCAAUCCGAUACAAACCAGAGAAUUCAAUUCAGUGUUACGUCUGAUGGAAAACAAAUAGUUUCGGGCGGUACAAAUGGAGACAUUGCAAUUUGGGAAUUACCGGACGAUAUCGAUUAUGCGGACCUUAAUGCAGUAUAUAAAAUAAAAUUAUCUCGCGACUGUAUAAAUGGAAUAAGCUUGCACAGAAAUUUACCAAUAAUUGCUACUAGUUCUGGACAAAGACUUUGUGAUAGCCCAUUACAAGACAGAGAUAACAGUGUUCGUUUAUGGUUAUUUUCUUAA